Anopheles marshallii is the source of this 1299-nucleotide messenger RNA. RefSeq lists its product as uncharacterized. Gene Ontology annotation, molecular function: metal ion binding. The record is from RefSeq and is a predicted model, not a curated record. The transcript has 2 exons. Lineage: Eukaryota; Metazoa; Arthropoda; Insecta; Diptera; Culicidae. Bases 1 to 1299 code for a protein of 432 amino acids.
AUGGUCCUUUGCACGUAUUUUCUUAAUAAUAACUGCCGAUUCGGUUCCAGAUGUAAUAACGAGCAUAUAGACAUUGGGUCAAUUGUUAAAAACGAAGCGGAUGUAACACUGAAAGGCAAUCAAUGGCCGCUCUCGUGCUUUGGUCCCUUCAAAGAGCGCAAUUGCAUCCCCAACUUUAUCGAAGACCAAAGCUUCGAAGAAAUUCGUAUGAUGUAUCUAGAAGCGAAAAUGCAGAACAACAUACCAGCCCAUCAGAUGCAACUUGCACAAAUGAUAAACGAUGCCAAAACGAAGAUGCAAUGUCUCACGGCAAUGAACAGGGAGGUCCUGAACACGUUGGUUGAGAUUUAUAACCAACAGGAAAGCAGCGCCAAACCGUCGAACACUACAUCGAACCCUUUCGCAUCGAUAGGUUCUGUUGGGAGCAACGCAACAGCAUCGAGCAUUUUCGGUGGUGGCAACAAUAGCAAUGCGUUCGGCUCGGGAUUCGGAGCUGGCGCGACCGGUGUUAGCUCUAGCACUACCGGGAGCAUAUUCGGCGGAGGUUCAAUAAGUGGCCAAACAGCACAACCAGUUAGUAACAUCUUUGGCACAGCUACUUCCACGACUAACAGCAUAUUCGCUAAACCUGCUCAGCAAGUGUCCACUGGAAAUAUCUUCGGGAUGUCCCAACCAUCGAACAACGUGUUUGGGGCACCUGCCACGUUGGGUGGAGGAUUAUUCGGCAGUGUUCAGCAACCGUCUCAAAGUGCUGCGCCAAUGUUUGGUGGUGCAACAACAGCACCGAACCCGGGUGCUGGCAACAUGUUCACAAAUUCAAUGAAUAUUCGCCCAUGCGUUGCCCAGCCGGUAGCAGGUGGUUCCGUGUUUGGUGGUGGAAAUAUGUUUGGUAACAGUUCGGCAUCCGUGGCACCGGCAGCUGGUGGUUUUGGAACGAUUGCGACGCAACCGCAGCAGAACACGGGAUUAUUUAAUUCUGUUUCGUUUGGCAGUAGUGCGCCAACAGGUGCAUCCUUUGGUUCGUUUGGAUCCCCGAUGCAAGCUGUUCCUGCAGUCAAUGCGUCAUCGUCACAAAAUUUAUUUCUUCCCGCGUCUACGGCAACUCCGUUCGGCACUUCGAUGGGUUCAAGCGCAUUCGGUGUUUCUGCAGCACCUUUAGGCCAAUCCGUACCACAAUCGGCUACUAUAUACAGCAAUAUGGAAACAGUUACGGCGGAACAUUUAGCUGCCUUCAAGUCGGGUCAAUUUCAAUUAGGACGAAUACCAACGGUACCACCACCUAAAGAAUUGUGUCAAUAA